Entamoeba nuttalli P19 is the source of this 1635-nucleotide messenger RNA. RefSeq lists its product as hypothetical. The transcript has a single exon. The record is from RefSeq and is a predicted model, not a curated record. Lineage: Eukaryota; Evosea; Mastigamoebida; Endamoebidae. The coding region runs from base 106 to 1635 and encodes 509 amino acids. Gene Ontology annotation, molecular function: calcium ion binding.
AAAAAAAAAGAGUCAAAACAAAACGAAAAAAAUUCACCAACUAAGGAUUGUUCACUUAUUGAAAAAGUUACUGUGGAAGAAAUUAUACCAAAAUCUGAUACUCAAAUGUCAAAUGUACAAUCAGAAAUUACUUGUGUUAAAUUUAAUAUUCAAUCAGUUUCAGUUCAAAAUAAUACUUCUAUUACAUUGUCAGAUGGAUUAACAAUAACAAGGAAAAGACUAAGUAAAUCUAGUACAACUAAUGAUUUUAAGAAAUUAAAAGACAGAGAGAUCCUCAAACAAUCUCAGCCAAUAGAUAUCCCUUCGAUUGAAACUAUUAUCAUCCCUCGACAUAAAGUUAUUAAUUCAUUGAAAAAAGAAAAUGAAGAAAAUGGAAAUGCAUAUCAAAUUAAACCAUUAAUUAAUGAAUUUCCAAAAUUACAAUGGUUUUUCUUAUUAAAUUGUACCUCUCCUAAACAAGAACGAUUAACAAAAAAUCGUCUUUUAUCAAUAGGAGAAGAUUUAAAUUAUAUCAAUAAAAAAUAUGUAACAAUUGAUAUUACUGAAAAUAAAAUUGGAUAUAUUCGUACAUUAUUAAAAUAUUUCUUUGAUAAAUUUGAUAGAACUGGUGCUGGAACAUUUUUAAGAAAAGAAGAUUUUAAUUUUUUUGAACAAAGUGCAUCUAUUAAUGGAGCUACAUCAUUACUUAAUACAAUUCAUUUAUUUACAUCAUUAGAAGUACCUAUUGAUUAUAAUAUUUUUGAACAAAUAUUAUUUAAUUAUUGGUCAUUUAUUCUUUAUGAUGAUACUGAUGAUUCUUUAAUAUCAUUAAUUAAAGUCAUUGCUGAUGGAAUUACAGAUGAAGAACAUGGAGAAAUAUUAGGAAUAUUUACAACAGAUGGAAUUAGUGCAUUAAUAAGAAUGGAUAUAAAUCAAUUACCAAUACGUUCAAUUUUUAAUUGUUUUCAUAGAACAAGCGUUGAUUAUUUUACUGUUAAUGAAUUUAUUUAUUGUUCCCUUCAUCUUAAAUAUUUCCAAACAUAUUUAAAUGAAGCAAAUAAAUUAUUUGAAGACAAAGAAUAUGCUAAAAUGGUUGCAUUAUUUAAUUUAGUUUUUAAUGCUUUUAAUAUAGAAGGAAAAGGAAUUGAUUUCUCUAUGACAAAAACAUUUGUAUCAAAAAUUGACAAAAACAGUAAACCAUUCUAUAAAAAUUUAAAGACUCUUUUUAGUAAAUUAGAUGAUGAUAAAGAUGGAUUUCUUAGCUUUAAUGGAUUUAUUAAAAUAUUUGAAAAAGCAAUGAUCUUCAAUUUUAAAAAAGAUAUUCCAAUUCCACAUUUUGAAUUUAAAUAUUCUUCUAUUCAUUAUAAACAACUACUUAUUGAUCUUCUCAAAGAAAAAGAAAAAGCAAAAAAAGAUCGUGAAUUAAUGGGAGUUUAUAAAGGACAUUCAAAUGUUUCUUCUCCUAGUUUACUUAAACUUACUUUUAAUUCUGGUGAAACUUUUAAACUAAAAGUAAAUAACUCUUCUAAUUUAUCAGACUCGGUUCCUGUAAAUUUGGCUCUUAUUGGUUCAACUUCUUCUUCCUCUUUAUCAGAAGAAAAGUUAGUAAAGAAAUUAUCUAAAAAGAAGAAAAAACAAUCUUGUAUUAUUUGUUAA